UCUCUACUUCUCCAGCGACACAACACACCACCCCACCAUUCCCCUCUUCGCCAGCGCCACCGUCUCCCUUCUUCACCCUGCCGUCACCAUUCUUCCGGGUCCCUGAGCUUGAAGGCGCGAUUCAACUCCAGUCUGCGAGCUUUGCCGUCGUUGGUGCCUCAGAUUCUGAUUCUGUAAAUCAUGUUUUAAAUUGAAGGUACUUGAUGGGUACUGAAUUUGAAACAAUCGAGGCAAGAAUAACACCUAUGUUUGCACAACUCCAAUGUGAGUGUGGCAUUCUACAAAGAUUGAUCUAUAAGAACAGGAACCAGCACCGACGUUCCUCAUAUUUCCAGCAUGUUUUGAAGGUGAGUAGAGAUAUAAAGCUUCUGCAAUCGACAAACUUGGAGGAGCUUGUGUCAUCUUGUUUACUAGUUAUCAAAGGAGAUAGACCAAAACAGAAGGUUCAUCUUUUCGAGAGCUUAAAAAGGAGGAAAUGUGACAAUGGAAAGUAUAACUUUAUGGAGCGCCUUUUAGGAGCUGCACGCUUACUAGCAGAGAUGGUAGAAACAAUGCUGAAGGCUGCAACUGAGGUAUCUGUAUUGUUUGCUCAAGCUUUCUUCAUGGGGUUUUCUGUGAUAAUUAUGGGUUUGCUUGCACGUCUUCGGGUUUUGGUUCAACAAAUAUUACUUGAUGUGGUUUCAUUGUUCAACAUGGUUUCUUCUUUGUCUAGAAAGAAGCAAUCAAUAAAAAUAACUCACAAGGGACUCGAGGUUGUUAGGGAGGUUUUCCCAGUUACUCAAGAUUUUGUUAAAUUGGAAUGUGUAUGGAAAUCAGAUAAGUUCAUAUUAAUUGAGACAAAGCAUGAUUGUGAGAAUGAAAAUCAAGGUGAGGAUUCUGGUGGAAAUGUCUCUGUGGAAGCAUCAGCUAUAAACUACGAUACUAUUGAAAAUUUUCUUGGGGAUGACCAGGUUAUCCCAAAUACUGAGUGUGGCGAGGAAGGUGGAGAAUAUCAAGGUGACACUAAAGCAUCUUUCAAGAACUCUUCACCGGUAACCAGCUCGCAUGCAUUGCCACGGUCCGCUCCUAAUGCUGAACCACACUCUGCGAGAAAGAAAGUCGCAUUUGUAUCAAUCAAGAAUCAUGCGCCAGCGUCGCAAAGUGUACGAGGUGUUUCUUCUUUUAACUCAAAAUGUCAAGCAAAGUAAUGAAACUAAGGAUGAUGCUGGGGAUUCACUUGCUAGUCUUUUCAAUAAUGUAAAUGCAAAAGAUAGUAUUUUUUGAAACAUUGAAAUCUAAAUGGAAGAAUUAUUGAAAAUGCCUCGUUCUGUUUGCAUUA
Messenger RNA from Arachis ipaensis, 1318 nucleotides. RefSeq lists its product as uncharacterized. NCBI's taxonomy places the organism in Eukaryota, Viridiplantae, Streptophyta, Magnoliopsida, Fabales, Fabaceae. The record is from RefSeq and is a predicted model, not a curated record.